This is a messenger RNA of Paramecium pentaurelia, 1051 nucleotides long. The record is from the annotation of a GenBank genome assembly. NCBI's taxonomy places the organism in Eukaryota, Ciliophora, Oligohymenophorea, Peniculida, Parameciidae.
AUGUAAGGAAUAGCAAAUAUCCCUGUAGAAAUGAGCAAGACAUUGGAUGAUAAUUAUAAGAUGAUCAAGGAUCAAUGCAAAAAUGAAAUGUGCAAUUAGAUGAUUAAUAGUUUAUUAGAUUAAGUAAUUUAAAAAUGUAAUAAUUAGAAAUAAGCACCUCAUAUUCGAUUAUAAUUUCUAUACAAUAUUCAUUAAUGGGAUCAGAAUAUUUGCUUAUCUGAUUUAUGUAUCAACCAAUUAGAAAUGAACAUAAUCAAUAAUAUCAAAUAUGUAUUCAUAUUUCAUUAUGAUAGAGUAUGGGUAAUCAUUAGAUCAAAUAUUAAGAUAAACACAUUUAUUAUAGAUGAAUAAAAUAGAACUUUCUUGUGAAUUUAUGAGACCAAUCCCAACCAUAUAUCAUCAUUAAAGUUUUGAUUAUAUCCAAUUGGAUUUAACUCAUCAAAAUAUAUGGGACUAUAACGUAAGUCCUUAGAUAAAAUUUCGCCAUUUAUUGUGUUAAGCUUAAUGUACAAAACUUUAAUAGGGGGAUCAUCAAAUGAUUUUAAAUCUAUUCAAACCAGAAUAUAAGAUUGAUUGGAAUCAAUUCAAACUUUUAGUGGAGUAGAAUCCAUAAUUAGUGAGUGAUCUUAUGAAAAAAUUAUAUUUAAUAGGUGUUAAUGCUAACGAGUAUAUUUAAAAUAUGAUUAUUUAGAUAUUUAGAAUAUUUAAUUUAGAUAAAAAUUAGUAUUCAGACAUUAGAAUUAGUGAAUUAAUUAUCGAAGAGCAUAUGUCUUCCAGACCAAUUUCUUAAUAUGUUCAUAACAAAAUGCAUUGUAAAUUGUGAAGAAUUCAAGAUUGUAAAAUAAUUAAUUGAUUAUUUAGAAUUAACCAUAAUAAUUAGCUAGAUAAGUGAGAUUGGUGUCAGUAUUUAUCCGUACAUUGAUUAAAUAGAAGACAUUUGAUCCAAAGAAGAUAUUUGUAGAAUUAUAAGGAUUUUGCUUGGAAUUUUCAUCAAUUCUAGAGGCAACCCAAUUAUUUAAAACUAUUAAAAAUGCAGUAUAAGAAUAAUGAG